AUGCGUCUGGCCUCCUGGAAGCCAGACAGUGCCUCCCAGCAGUGUGAUAGUUGCGCCAAAAAAUUUGAGUUUUUUCGUCGCAGGCAUCACUGUAGGCUUUGUGGUGGGAUAUUCUGCUACAGCUGCUCUGAUGUGUUUCUCCCAGGCGAACUGAUACUGCUGCGAUGGCUAGAGAUUAAUGGGUACGAGAAGGCUUCAAAGAAGGCUGCUGCGACUGACACGACGACAUCCGAAAAGCUCCUGGAUAUGUUUCUGGAAAGGCAUUUUCUCACCAAAUCGGGCCUUAGUAAUUUUUUCCCGCCAGCACCAAAGACAGCCCCGCAACGGGUGUGUGUGCGGUGCUUCGAUGAUGUUGAGUCGCAUGCCUACGCACACAAGCCGACACUGAGCUGGAGGACGCACAGCAACCCCUUAUCCGACACGCUGAGAAGCGGCGCCCCCUCCAUAAACUGGCGCACUGCGAGUGACAGACGCGAGUCGUUGGUCGGAGGCCGCGAACGUAAGGUGUGUGUGAUACUGCUGAAAGGCAGUGGCGGCGUGGAGAGCGGCGAGCGCACAGACCUCAGGGAACUCUUCCACGCACUGGGGCAGCUGACUAUUCAGGCCAAGGCCGAGUCCACCCAUGGUAACUCAAGUAGUAAAGAAACCACGCCUUCACUCAGUCCUUCACUGAGUUCGGCCUCUGACCUUUCUGGGAGUGAAAAGAAUUUACUCAGUGUGUCUAUGGGAGGAAGAACGGCGACGGAAACAACAGGAAUAGGUCAGCAGGGUCUGCGUGGACGCUUCUCAGCCACAAGCACAACGACCAAGUAUCGGAAGAAGAUUGCUUUGCAGGUGCCGAUGUCUUUGGACACAUCUGAUCCCACUCAUCUUUCCCCAGGCACUACUGCCCCCAGUUUAUCGGUGAGGGUUCAGCUGAUUGGCGUCACCCAUCGGCACGGCUUUGACAAGGCACUAUUGCAGCAGCAUACCAUUGGCACAGAUGCUUAUAUUAUUUUGCUGGAUGGAGAACCCAUCUCUCCUUUGGAUACGCCCGCUUUUUCAGGCGUCAGUAGUGGAUUUGGAAAUGGAAACGCGUUAUCCUGCACUACAUCCCAGUCAGGCAACUCUGUUCCGUCCCCAACGAUAUCUAUAUUUCCGCGAUCAUUGGAUAUGUUGCAAGAGCCAUCCUUAGAGGCGGUGCCUCCGGCUAUUGGUGCGUCAUACGGUGAUUCCUUCUCUGGUAAAUUGGUGGAAAGCGCCCGUGCUGUGUGGGAGGCGAUUGGACGGUAUGGCGGGGACAUUCCCAUAUGUGCCGUUAUUGAUUGUGCAUCUUGCAUCGGCGCGGGCAACACGGAAUUAGGUGCUUUCUCUGCUGUCCCAGGCAACAGCACUUCGCAGAUGGGUGCAGGCAUGAACCUUCGCUGUCAGAGUGACAAACAGCAAAAGAGUGUGUCCGUGGAGGGUCAGGCGGCUGCGCUGCACAAGGCCCUCCUUCUUCUUACCAAUGAGGUUAUCCGCCGUGACGUAAUGCGGCGAAAAUAUUGA
This is a messenger RNA of Trypanosoma rangeli, 1527 nucleotides long. Its product is annotated as zinc finger protein. Bases 1 to 1527 code for a protein of 508 amino acids. Lineage: Eukaryota; Euglenozoa; Kinetoplastea; Trypanosomatida; Trypanosomatidae. The record is from RefSeq and is a predicted model, not a curated record. Gene Ontology annotation, molecular function: metal ion binding. The transcript has a single exon.